AUGGCUUCAGGGCUUGCACGCAAAUAUGAUAUCAACGCCGACAUGGGCGAGGGCUUCGGCCCAUGGAAGAUGGGCCCGGACGAAGAGUUGAUGUCUUAUAUCGAUGCCGCUAACAUUGCCUGCGGAUUCCACGCCGGCGACCCAGCCAUCAUGCUCAAGACCGUCCGCUUGUGCAAAAGGCACAACGUCAAGGCCGGAGCCCACCCCGGGCUUCAGGACAUGCUCGGCUUUGGCCGCAGGAAAAUGGAGAUCGACCCCAACGAUGUGUACGCCAUGGUCUUGUAUCAGGUAGGCGCCCUCAAGGCCAUAUUGGACUCUGAAGGUGUCGAGCUGUCCCACAUCAAACCGCAUGGCGAGCUCUUCUUCUAUAUGCAGAGGGACGAGCUCAUCAUGAGAGCCGUCUUAGAGGCCUGCGCCACCUUCGGAAGCAACGUCCCCGUCUACGCCUCUCAAAACCCUGCCCAGGAAGCCAUGUGUAAGGAGCUGGGCAUCCCCUUCCAGGGGGAAGUGUACGUCGACAUCGACUACUCUCCCGACGGCCGGCUCGUACCGGUGGCACAGUCCAAAGUGGCUACCCCCGAGUUGUGCUACGAAAGAGCACUCUCUGCGUUGCUCGAUGAUUCGGGCAAAGACAAUAACAACCGUGUAUUCAGCUUCGGGUUCCAGGGCAAGCCCUUCAGCAUCUGCGUUCAUUCCGACCAUCCGACAGUACUUCAGAACGUGACAGGGGUGCGCAAGGCGGUGGAUGAGGCGAACAAGCAACGGUUUCCUUUCGAAUCAACAUGA
Messenger RNA from Colletotrichum graminicola M1.001, 786 nucleotides. Its product is annotated as LamB/YcsF family protein. Gene Ontology annotation, biological process: carbohydrate metabolic process. The transcript has a single exon. NCBI's taxonomy places the organism in Eukaryota, Fungi, Ascomycota, Sordariomycetes, Glomerellales, Glomerellaceae. The record is from RefSeq and is a predicted model, not a curated record. The coding region runs from base 1 to 786 and encodes 261 amino acids.